AUAAAGACCAAAAUAUAUGUUUCCAUCAAUUCUUUGCUUGCUACAGAUCUUAUGUGUGAAACUAUAUCAAAGGAACGUAUUUGUCCGUGAUCUGUUACAUGUUCAUGAAAUUACAUAAUUAAAAUGAAGUAAGGAUAUCUUAAUGCAAGAUUUUUGAACAAAACAGGGAAUACAUUGUUCUUUUCUGUAGAUAUGAUAUCGCCCUUCACCUGAGUGUAGGGAGGAUGUAUAGAUUUCGUCAUACACGCCACUUUCGAAAAUUGGAGAAAGUGAAAUUAUAAGAAUAAGUAUUGAGAAAAUACAACCUUUUAGCUGUUUAACUCUGUAUGAUUGUGUAUAAUGAUUUCCGAAACUCAUGCCAGUGCCAAUACAGCCAAAAAUUAUGUCCUUCGACAUUUUUUUCAUUCACAUAAAGGCUUCGACACAACUUACGAUUUGCAACUUGGGGUAAGUGUAUUCUUUAUGUCAUAAUACUUAUAUUAUUAGAAAACCUUUGCCACCAAUCCAAAUAAUUUUCACAGUUUUAAGACUCUACUUUAAUUAAAAUGGAUAUAAUUAUAAUGGUUAUCUUAAUGAAUCCACAAGUAUGACUGAUAUGUAGACUCGAAAUGAAUUGAAAUGAAAUAUUACUUAAUUUAGCACCUCUGUAUGAGUUCUCAACAAUAGCGUGCUGUGUCUGCAUGUAUAUUCUUGCCUUGCAAAUAUUUCGUUGUUCACUUCUUGUAGAAACAAACAAGAAAAUAAUGAAUAAACAAUCUAUAACAAAGUAGCAGGCUCUCUAUACGCUAUAUGACUGUAAUACGACCACAUUAAUAUAAAUGUGCAGUAUCUUUAUCUGUUAAAAGCAAAGUGUGACACAAACUAUUUUGUCACUCCAGUUUUUCAUCAAAAAAGUCAAAGCAAAAAUGUAAAUACAUAAAUGAUUAGAACUUACAUGCAAGAAGUUGCAAGACUUAAGUGUACCUUUGUCUUUUGUGUUUAAAAAGAAUGUGUUUGCGUAAGACACUAGAUCAGCUUAAUUGUUUCAGCAUCUUACUGAAUUCAAACCAUUUAAAAACUCGAUACUUCAAGACAUGCUACAUCGUUUUAAUGAACGCUAACAACAGUAGAAGAGAAAAAAUUAAAUACUUCAGUCAAUCAAUAAAAAUGUUUUCUUUCCUUUUUUGUCUUAUUCUUCUUCAAACGAUAGUCGUUGAUGCAAAGACUAUGGAGUUGCACUCAUCAACGCGAGUCAUUGCACAAAGUUGUCUGGAUUACCUUAAAAAAGGCUACAAAUCUGAUGGUUUCUACAAAGUCCGCGAUUUUAAAGCGAACAGGAUCAUUACAGUCUAUUGUGACUUGACCUCGGAAUCUGGAUCAGCCUGGACGUUGGUCAUGUCGUUUGCAUUUAAAAAUAGACAAGUAGAACAGUUUAAAAAGAAAGGCUUACAAGAAGACGCUCCGGUAAAUGAGAAUUCGCCUAACUGGGAGAUUUAUCGUAUGAGCCACUAUCAAAUGAGUUAUCUGAAAUCACAGUCGACCCACUGGAGAGCAACAUGCAGUUAUCCGAAGAACAAAGUCGAUUAUAGAGAUUAUGUGAGAGCAAAGUUUUCUGAUUUUGACGUCAUGACUUUUGCUGGCUAUGGUAUUUGUAAGAAAGUAGAGUUUGUAAACAUCCGUGGUCAUCAAUGUGCUCAAUGUACGUCAAAAUGGUGGCAAGUAUUGAAUAAAUACAUGGCACACAUCGAUAGUUGGUUUUCAGCUUGUCAACUUGACGCUCGCACUGGUUCUAUAAUUUAUGAAGAUAACUUUGGCUACUAUAGUCAUGUUAACAAGAAAUUUCGUUGCACUGCAAGCAGGCUUUCGACAACCAACUGGUGGUUUGGUGGUUACAUGACAAUUUAAUUGCGAGAAACAUUUUAGCUAUCUAAUGAAUACCUUUGAUAUCGUAGAAGAGUAAAAUAAACGCGUAUUUAACA
This is a messenger RNA of Xenia sp. Carnegie-2017, 1958 nucleotides long. RefSeq lists its product as uncharacterized. The transcript has a single exon. The coding region runs from base 988 to 1884 and encodes 298 amino acids. The record is from RefSeq and is a predicted model, not a curated record. Lineage: Eukaryota; Metazoa; Cnidaria; Anthozoa; Malacalcyonacea; Xeniidae. Gene Ontology annotation, molecular function: oligosaccharide binding.